GUCCGCUCUGCGCAAUCCAGUCCGGGACUUGGCUCCGCCCGGGAGCGUCGGCCUCUCGGUGACAGAGGAGUAGUGAGCUGCACGGGGUGAGGCUGCAGCCAACUCCGCUCCCCGCGCACUCAGCUGCCCAGGCGCUCGGGACGCAGCAGCGGCGCUUCUCAGCGGUGCUGACUGCCCGCGAUGCCGGCUUAGGAGCGUGCGGCAGCGGCCAGAAUCGCCACACCCGGGGCAUCGCGCUCCCGGCUGCAGAAAGGGGCCAGAGCUGUGCACCCUUGCCCCAGCCCCCAUCCCGCCCCCCGUCCUGAAAUGACUUGUUAAUCGGCGCAGACACCACCAAGGGGACUCACCGGAGUGGAAUCCAAGUGGAAUUUGGAUUUGGAGAAGAGUUUCUUGAACAUUUACCCUCGUCCUUGUUGGUUCUUCUUCUUUUCUUCUUUCUUUUCUUUCCUUUUAAUUUUUUUAAACAUUUGGCUUCUUUCCUGAUCUCCCCUUCCCCGCCUUUCAUUGGAGAUGAUCACAGCUCGCUUGUAUCCCAGAAAGUAGUCUCCACGACUGUUGCCCCAAAAGAGACAAGCACACAUGUAGGAAUGACAAAGGCUUGCGAACGAAAGAGCGCAGCUCGAGGCCCGGAGAGAUCUUCUCGAUAAUGGAUUACUAAAUGGGAUACAAUCUGUACCAGUCGGUUCCGAGCCCUGGUUGCCUGCUCGUCGAUGCACCGAAAAGGGUGAAGUAGAGAAAUAAAGUCUCCCCGCUGAACUACUAUGAGGUCAGAAGCCUUGCUGCUAUAUUUCACACUGCUACACUUUGCUGGGGCUGGUUUCCCAGAAGAUUCUGAGCCAAUCAGUAUUUCGCAUGGCAACUAUACAAAACAGUAUCCGGUGUUUGUGGGCCACAAGCCAGGACGGAACACCACACAGAGGCACAGACUGGACAUUCAGAUGAUUAUGAUCAUGAACAGAACCCUCUACCUUGCUGCUAGGGACCAUAUUUAUACUGUUGAUAUUGAUACAUCCCAUACAGAAGAAAUUUACUGUAGCAAAAAACUGACAUGGAAAUCUAGACAGGCUGAUGUAGACACAUGCAGAAUGAAGGGAAAACAUAAGGAUGAGUGUCACAAUUUUAUUAAAGUUCUUCUAAAGAAAAACGAAGAUACGUUGUUUGUCUGUGGAACCAACGCCUUCAACCCUUCCUGCAGGAACUAUAAGAUUGAUACUUUGGAACCUUUUGGGGAUGAAUUUAGUGGAAUGGCCAGAUGCCCUUAUGAUGCCAAACACGCCAACGUUGCACUGUUUGCAGAUGGAAAACUAUACUCAGCCACAGUGACUGACUUCCUGGCCAUCGAUGCGGUCAUUUACCGGAGUCUCGGAGACAGCCCUACCCUGAGGACCGUCAAGCAUGAUUCAAAAUGGUUGAAAGAACCAUACUUUGUCCAAGCAGUGGACUAUGGAGACUACAUCUACUUUUUCUUCAGGGAAAUUGCGGUGGAGUACAACACCAUGGGAAAGGUCGUUUUCCCCAGAGUGGCUCAGGUUUGUAAGAAUGACAUGGGAGGGUCUCAGAGAGUCCUGGAGAAACAGUGGACAUCUUUCCUGAAGGCUCGCCUGAACUGCUCAGUCCCUGGAGAUUCUCAUUUUUAUUUCAACAUACUCCAGGCGGUUACAGACGUGAUUCGUAUUAAUGGCCGUGAUGUUGUCCUGGCAACCUUUUCCACACCUUAUAACAGCAUCCCUGGGUCUGCAGUUUGUGCCUAUGACAUGCUUGACAUUGCCAAUGUGUUUACUGGGAGAUUCAAGGAACAGAAGUCUCCCGAUUCCACCUGGACACCAGUUCCUGAUGAACGAGUCCCUAAGCCUAGGCCAGGUUGCUGUGCUGGCUCAUCCUCCUUAGAGAAAUAUGCCACCUCCAAUGAAUUUCCUGAUGAUACCCUGAACUUCAUUAAGACUCACCCACUCAUGGAUGAGGCUGUGCCUUCCAUCAUCAACAGACCAUGGUUCCUGAGAACGAUGGUCAGAUACCGCCUGACCAAAAUUGCAGUAGACACUGCUGCUGGACCAUAUCAGAAUCACACUGUGGUUUUCCUGGGAUCAGAAAAAGGAAUCAUCUUGAAGUUCUUGGCCAGGAUAGGAAACAGUGGUUUCCUAAAUGACAGUCUUUUCCUGGAGGAGAUGAGCGUUUACAACCCAGAAAAAUGCAGCUAUGAUGGAGUCGAAGACAAAAGGAUCAUGGGCAUGCAGCUGGAUAGAGCCAGCAGCUCUCUGUAUGUCGCAUUCUCCACCUGUGUGAUCAAGGUUCCUCUUGGCCGCUGUGAACGACAUGGGAAGUGUAAAAAAACUUGUAUUGCCUCCAGAGACCCAUAUUGUGGGUGGGUAAAGGAAGGAGGUUCCUGUGUCCAUCUGUCACCCAACAGCAGACUGACUUUUGAGCAGGACAUAGAGCGUGGCAAUACAGAUGGCCUGGGAGACUGUCACAAUUCCUUCGUGGCACUGAAUGGGCACGCCAGUUCCCUCUUGCCCAGCACCACCACAUCAGAUGCGGCGGCUCGCGAGGGGUAUGAGUCUAGGGGAGGAAUGCUGGACUGGAAGGACCUGCUCGAUUCACCUGACAGCACAGAUCCUUUGGGGGCAGUGUCUUCCCAUAAUCACCAAGACAAGAAGGGAGUGAUUCGGGAAAGUUACCUCAAAGGCCAUGAUCAGCUCGUUCCUGUCACCCUCUUGGCCAUUGCAGUCAUUCUGGCUUUUGUCAUGGGGGCCGUCUUCUCCGGCAUCAUCGUGGUACUGUGUCUGUGAUCACCGCGCAAAGAUGUGGCCGUGGUGCAGCGCAAGGAGAAGGAGCUUGCCCACUCUCGCAGGGGAUCCAUGAGCAGUGUCACCAAGCUCAGUGGCCUCUUUGGAGACACCCAAUCCAAAGACCCCAAACCAGAGGCCAUCCUCACACCGCUCAUGCACAACGGCAAGCUUGCCACUCCCAGCAACACAGCCAAGAUGCUCAUUAAGGCUGACCAGCACCACUUGGACCUUACCGCCUUGCCCACCCCGGAGUCCACCCCAACACUGCAGCAGAAGCGGAAGCGCCGUGGCAGCCGGGAGUGGGAGAGGAACCAGAACCUCAUCAAUGCCUGCACAAAGGACAUGCCCCCCAUGGGCUCCCCUGUGAUUCCCACGGACCUGCCCCUCCGGGCCUCCCCUAGCCACAUCCCCAGUGUGGUGGUCCUACCCAUCACACAGCAGGGCUACCAGCAUGAGUACGUGGACCAGCCCAAAUUGAGCGAGGUGGCCCACAUGGCACUGGAGGACCAGGCCGCCACCCUGGAGUACAAGACCAUCAAAGAUCAUCUCAGCAGCAAGAGUCCCAACCACGGGAUGAGCCUCGUAGAGGACCCGGACAGCCUGCCCCCCAAGGUCCCACAGCGCGAGGCCUCCCUGGGCCCUCCGGGAGCCUCCCUGUCCCAGAACGGCCUGGGCAAGCGGCUGGAAAUGCACCACUCUUCUUCGUAUGGGGUUGACUAUAAGAGGAGCUACCCCACGAACUCGCUCACGAGAAGCCACCAGGCCACCACUCUCAAAAGAAACAAUACUAACUCCUCCAAUUCCUCUCACCUCUCCAGAAAUCAGAGCUUUGGCAGGGGAGACAACCCGCCACCCGCCCCGCAGAGGGUGGACUCUAUCCAGGUGCACAGCUCCCAGCCAUCGGGCCAGGCCGUGACUGUCUCGAGGCAGCCCAGCCUCAACACCUACAACUCACUGACGAGGUCGGGACUGAAGCGUACACCCUCGCUAAAGCCAGACGUACCUCCCAAACCCUCCUUUGCUCCCCUUUCCACAUCCAUGAAGCCCAAUGAUGCGUGUACAUAAUCCAGGGGGAGGGGGUCAGGAGUCAACCAGCAGGCAAGGCGAGUGCCCGCUCAGCUCAGCAAGGUUCUCAACUGCCUGGAGUAUCCACCAGACCAAGAUGGCCCACGGCAGAACUGAGGACGCUCGCUGGGUCCUCCUCUCUGGGGCGUAGGGGUACUCUCAAUCGGGCCACGUGGUUUGGUGAAGGUUCACAACAGUGGGACUCACCUCCAUUCUCUUCCUUCACCCUCCUGCACACCCUACAGCAGGUUGGACCCACAAAAGACUUCAGUUAUCAUCACAAACAUGAGCCAAAAGCACAUAUCCACUCACCCCCCCAUGCACACAUGCACAUGCACUCACAACACACACACAGACACACACACACAGGUGAACAGCAGCCGCAACAUUGUGUCCAUGACUGCACGGGGCGUUGCCAAAUCAGGCUAGCGUUCCAAACUGCAAAACACAAAUACAUUUCUAAAAAAUCAUGAAAAUUUUAAAAUAUAUAUAUAAAGAAUUCAUUGAUAAUUCUAACUCAGACUUUAACAAUGGCAGAAGUUUACUAUGCGCAGAUACUGUGAAAUGCCCACCAGUGUUACAGCUUUCUGUUAUAAGCAGAUAAAUGCCAUGUUGGGCAACUAUGUCAUAGAUUUCUGCUCCUCUCUUUUAAUGAAAUAACGUGACCGUUAACGCAAGUAACUCUUUAUUUAUUGUUCACUCUUUUUUUUUUUUUUUUCCUUAAGGAAAGGACUCUUCCAUAUAUCAUCCUAUGACAGCUCUUCUGAAGCCAUUGAAAGUUAAAACUAUUUAACGUGAAAUCCAUUAACUGGAAUAAUUGAGUUAUUUUUACAAUAAAUUCACUGAGUAAAUAAGUUGGAGCUGGAAUUCUGAGCUUUGUGUUUGGACUGUCUGGUCUGUAGCUAAAGGAAAGCAUUAAGAGGGGAAUAUUUAUUUAAGUCUACCAGUUAAUUUGCUGGUCAGGUCUCUGGCCUGUAACAUGCAAAAAAAAAAAAAAGAAAAAAAAAAUCCAUUAGUUUCAUAGUCCUUCCAGAUCCUAACUUCUGAAGCAACCAGGAGAGAAA
This is a messenger RNA of Sciurus carolinensis (gray squirrel), 4915 nucleotides long. RefSeq names its product semaphorin 6A (gene Sema6a). Gene Ontology annotation, molecular function: semaphorin receptor binding; chemorepellent activity. The record is from RefSeq and is a predicted model, not a curated record. NCBI's taxonomy places the organism in Eukaryota, Metazoa, Chordata, Mammalia, Rodentia, Sciuridae. Gene Ontology annotation, biological process: positive regulation of neuron migration; negative regulation of axon extension involved in axon guidance; neural crest cell migration.